ACAGAUUUUGACUACAGCGACAUAAUGUCCAAAUACUUUACCAUCGAUGACCAUUUUCAAUCUUGGGUUGACCUGAGGUUAGUUGACAAUGUGACAUUGACUUGAACUUUUUUUCCUGACAGGGAUUUUUAAACCUUUAAGUAACAAAAAAAUAGGGACUCCUUCCUUUUUAUACGACAAUACCAAUGGAACUGUUAUUGCCCGAGGUCUCUCCCAUGAUGAAGCGAUGCGGGAAUUCGAAGGACAUCAAGAAAACCUCGUUUAUGUAUGCAACAUAUUUAAUGAGCUCCAUGAUAUAUAUUUAAGGCCACAGCAGUAUAAUGCGCAUGAAAAAAUUGUCCUCCAAGAAGCAAUAGAUAUACUACAACGACACGUAUAUUCCUGGAAAGAACGCUUAAAUAGUUCGAAUAUGGACUUUUAUUAUGCAUUUACGUUACCUACUAAUUGGUGUCCAGAAAUAAGAGAGGAAUUGAUCCGACCACUCUUCAUAGAAGCCAACCUUAUUCAAGAAGGUGAUAGUCAGGGGAGACUAAUUUUUUUCACAGAGUUGGAACCAACUUUUCGAAACAUGCAAUCGGACAGAUACUCUCUUCAGAAUAUAGAAAUACGACCUGGUAAACAGUACGUGAUAUGCUCGUUGGAUCUUCAAACAGAAAUACAUGUAAACCUUGAGUUAGUCUCGGCUCAAUAUCCUCCUGCUUUAAAGAUGACAGACAAUAACUACGUUCCACAACUAUUGAAUCAAACUCGUUUUACUAUACCCUUUGGAUUGGAAGAAGUACGAUCGUCUCUAAUAGCAUGUUUGGAAAAGCGUUGCAGUACAUUUUCGGCUCCAGAAGUAGUAGACAUGAUGUUUGAAGAGCUAGACAAAAGUGGAGAAUAUUUACAACAACUUGCAGUAAGUUUGGUAUUCACGUACGCAUGCCACGUUUGUAAACCCUUUGUUGGUUCGUAGGACUCAGACGAAUUAUCAUUAAAUGCUCUCUUAUUACAUCAACCUUUUUAUAAUUUUGGGGUUUUUUAUGGUAAACAACACGGACUGGAG
Mucor mucedo is the source of this 1045-nucleotide messenger RNA. RefSeq lists its product as uncharacterized. Bases 227 to 955 code for a protein of 242 amino acids. The record is from RefSeq and is a predicted model, not a curated record. The transcript has a single exon. NCBI's taxonomy places the organism in Eukaryota, Fungi, Mucoromycota, Mucoromycetes, Mucorales, Mucoraceae.